AUGAGCCGCCAUCGUCAGAAAGACGAAGAAGCUGGCGCUGAAGGCCGUGGAGUCUUGAAUACUCGUAAACGCAUGUGGAAGGAUGCAGAAGGCAGAAUAGUAACAAAGAAACCUGCACUAUCGAUCAACGCGUCAAAUUCUCAGUCCGCCUCAUCGCCACAUAGCGAAGGUAGGUUGCAGUCUUUACCGGAAUUUGCAUACUUCAAUACCCACGAACAAGGCCUUCCAAUAUCACCACCAACAUCGCAUAACCCUUCACUUUCUCAAUCCGUGGAAGAUCACGACUCCGGCAUAGGGAUCAACUACCAACCUGCUGGCUUGGACCCAAAGACAUUAUCAGCUCAAGAUAAUUUCUCGCCGAUAGACCAACGAUUCUGGUCUGCGGAUAUCACACAGCCUCAGCCUGAUCCAUUUGCCUCUACCGCCUUUGACGAUGCAUCCUUUGAAGACAUAUUCAACCCGGAUACAGCGAGUUCUUUCAACGCCCCGUUCACGACUAUAAGCAACUACAGCUGGUUGUUUGAAAUGGAUUGGGCGAAAACCGACCACUCUCAGCAGCUAAACAUGCAAGAUCCAUUCCCCACGAUUGCUUUCCCGAACAACCCCUCGCCAUUACCGCAGCCUGGUCAGUCUUUCGACUUGAAUUUAGACCAUACAAGCUUUGAAAAGCCAUCAGAGACACUCAAUCGCUAUGAACCGCUACAGUCUCAGAUAUCUGAAUCUCUACAAGGCCACUUGUCUUCACCACCAGUGAUCACCCCUCCGCUAUACGAACACGGCGAUAAUCCAAAUAUCAUCUCCCAGCCACAACAACAAACUCAAAACACAUCAGCGGUCUCUCCUAAGACUAUUUCGGUGGAUGCCGCUAGUUCUGUGCCCGACAUCGAGCGCCCAAUGUCCAUGCUUCGGCCAUCGAGGAGCUUACCAGUCAUCGAUGAACUAGCCCGCCAGCAGUUGCUUGAUCUCGUCGAUAUCAUACAACCCACCAUGCCUGAUGGGAGUAUAGUCAUGCGAGAUCACCCACUCCUCUCAUUGUCGUGUUUGCAGACAUACUGCGAUCUCUUCUUCACACGCUUCAAUACCACAUACCCGCUUAUCCACAUGUCAACAUUCGACCCCUCGGAGGUUGAUACCCUACUUCUCGCGUCCGUGCUUCUACUUGGAGCUACAUACGGAGAGAAAGACGCACAUCAGCUUGCCGUAAGCAACAAAUACCCUCUCACUCAUGAAAUCAAAGCUAACGAAACAAUGCAGGUGUGUAUACAUGACGUCCUCCGUCCCCAAAUAUUUGCCAACGCCGGCUUCUCUGCCAAGCCUGAUCUCUGGGUCCUCCAAACUAUCCUCCUUGUCGAGUGCUUCGGCAAAAGCCGUGCCGGCCAAAAGCAACACGAUAUGUCGCAUCUCUUUCAUGGACUCCUCAUUAACCUCAUCCGCCGCAGCGACUGCCAAAGCAUCCGACCACCCACCCCGGACGAAUCCACAGAUGAUCUUGAAGACGACUGGCGAACCUGGUGCGAGGCUGAGGAAAAAAAGAGACUGGCUUUUCUGUGCUUCAUGUGGGACACGCAGCACGCCGUGCUCUUCUGUCAAUCUCUCUGCAUGUCGGCCUUUGAACUGCGCUCAAACAUGCCCUGCGACCAAGCCGUCUGGGAAGCAGACUCCGCGGAAUCCUGGCACCAAGCACGCCAGAAACAACCUACAACACCGCUCUUUCUGUCGUGUUUGAAGAUGUACCUACACCCCGACGCAGCAGCCAAGAUCCCCAAGAACCUUAACGCCCUAUCCCGCGCUCUACUCCUCCACGGUCUCAUGUCUGUAGCCUGGGACAUGCAACGCCGCGACCAAACCUCCCUCGGCGUACUGGAAUCCAGCAACCCGCUGGGAAACUGGCAAGUUCGCCUCGCGAGUUCGUAUACAUCCUGGCACGCAGAUUACACCGCUUUCUGCACCACGUACCUAUCCGCACUACCCUCACCGUCCCACUUUCUCGCAAAAGAAUUCCAAAUCCAUCGCACGGCUACUCUGGCCCUCUACCACGCCGCACACAUCUUACUCCACACCCCAUUUAUCGACCUGCAGAUUUACGCGGGCGCGAGACAUAUCCUGGGUCGCCCAGUAGCGCGGCACGACUAUGCACGCUCGCAGCGUGUAGUUAAGAAGUGGGUGUUGGAGAACGGUAAGGAGGCGGGUAAGGCAGUGUGGCACGCGUCUUCUAUUGUAAGCGAGGGCGUGGAUGUUCUAGAUGGCGAGCUCAGCGCUAGUGAUAUCGGGAGUGCGAGAUUGUGGCAUCAUGCUUGGACUGUGUAUCUAGGCACGCUGGUGGUGUGGGGGGUGUGGUAUGCGCGGCCGGUUCCUCCGCCCGCGCCGGACGCUUUGCCCAGUCAUCUCAGCCAUUUGGACGGCGACGAUGGGGAGGAGGAUGAGAUGGUUUGGGAUCCGAGUACAGAGAUGAAGACGCUGUUGGAGGGCAUUCUCAAGAGUGAACCGAUGGGUUUGCUGGAGCAAGGGGCCAAGAGCGUUUUUUCGGGGGGCGUGGGGAAGAGGGGGACGAAUGGGUUGGCGGCGGUAUGGCGAUUAGUCGGCGGUGGCGCCGGUGCGGGGGCAGGAUUUGGUGGACCGUGA
Pyrenophora tritici-repentis Pt-1C-BFP is the source of this 2622-nucleotide messenger RNA. NCBI's taxonomy places the organism in Eukaryota, Fungi, Ascomycota, Dothideomycetes, Pleosporales, Pleosporaceae. The record is from RefSeq and is a predicted model, not a curated record.